Messenger RNA from Coregonus sp. 'balchen', 8734 nucleotides. The record is from the annotation of a GenBank genome assembly. NCBI's taxonomy places the organism in Eukaryota, Metazoa, Chordata, Actinopteri, Salmoniformes, Salmonidae.
GAUCCGGUAAGGCAAAGGCAGUGGAUUGCCCUCAUUUCCAGCUCUGGCAGAAUCCAGUUCAUUCUGUUGUUCUCAUGCAUAAUGGAGAAUGCCACUUCUUAGGGAUAAACAGAAUGCCUUGAGUGAGAUGGACUGAGCAUGGGUUUGAAAUCUACCUGCUGUUUUAGAGGCAGGUGGCAGGAUAUUGUACCACUCUGUAGGGUUCAUUUUGUUUCCCUAUUAACGUACCAAGCUCACAUCAACGUAUUAGCACGUCGUCACUUUCAUGUGUCAAUGUUGAGAUGGUAGUAUACCCCGGAUGUAAGGAUCGGGAUGGUGUUUGUUUUAUGUGGUGCACACAAUCAGGUCUUUAAAUUAGAUUGUCACCACUCAACACCCCCCCCCCCCCCCCCACCCCACCCCACAACUACCUUGAUCGUCACUAAAUCUGAUUAGGAAGCUAAGACACUGGAGGACGCUAUUUUGGUCUGUCCAGGGAGACUUGUUGCAAUGUAAUAAUCAAUGGUAAAUGGCAAUAUUUCAGACCCUUGGUGCCAAUGCCAUCUUAUUAUAGCAACAUCAUUCCUAUAUUUGAAGAAAAUACAGAUUUGAAUGGUGAAUGUUAUAUGCUAUGGUUUCCUGUCUUUAUUUCUGAAUAGACAUUAAAUCGGAUCGUCAUUCUCACAAUUUUUCCUCUUUCGUUCUAGGGAAACGAAGCAAGUUAUCCCUUGGAGAUGUGCACACACUGUAAGUAUUUGAGAUUAUGGCUGGCAACUUCUCCAACACUGCUGUCUGUGAUUCAAACAAUAUCAGCUGUGGGCUGCCCUGUAUGUAAUAUUCAGAUAUGACUGGAGUUUAAUCUUAAUUUCUGCAUGUGAGAGAAAAAAACGUGUUUGUUCAUUUGAUUGACCGAGAACUAUUUUGAUGUCAAAAGUUUAGGCUUUGGGAUUGCAUUGUCUCUGGUUUAAAGAGUCAACUCAAAGGCCAGAAUCUACCAUGGGCGUUGCAGUUCACAAAAGUCUGGGACACUUAAGCGGUAAACAACUGGUCCGGCCGGGGGAAUCAAUAUGACAGCCAACGUUGAGCAGACCAAUAUAUACAUCGCCGCACGCUAUACUGCAUUCUUCAGGCCUCCGUCCUUCACAGUGUGACCCAGUCUCAGACGCUGCUGGGAGGCGUGAGCACUUUGCUGCCACGGCUAAAAAUGCCUCCCCCCUCAUAAAGGUCAGUUUCAGGGCUUGUGGGAGAGCCUUGUUUAUUUUUAGUCUGAGUAAUAUUCCAUUUUUAAUUGGUUUGUCGCCCUGCUGUGCCAUCCCCCCCACCCUCAUCAAUCCCCCCACCCCUCAAGAGAAAAGGGGGCUAAUUAGAGUUUCAGGACUGAACUUUCUGGCACUACUUUUUCGGGAACUCCCUCCUGUGGAGGAUUGUGGCGUGCAGAGCCGGAGCUCGGACGUCAAUGUUGGCCGGUGUCGAGUGUGUUCUGGUGGGGUGGGAAAACAGCGCAGGGCGCCCACCUCUGCACCUCCCUAACGAGCUGUUACGACGGCACUUGUUACUUUACUUGCCUUGAAACCCUGAACAAUCUCCCUGUCUCUGUUUCUCCCCACCCAGUGCCCAGUCUUGUACAGAAUGUGUUUGGUUGGAAAAGCAAAUGCCAAACGCUCAGUUUUCAAUCAUUUUGAGAGAGACCGGACUAUAACGUAGGACUUUGGCAAGGGUGCAAGUAGACGGUUCAACUUUCUGGAGUUGAUUUAGAGGUCCCACUUCAUAAAGACUUGCCACUUUGAUGCUGGCCUCAGUUUUACAUUUUCUCAAACAGCUUGGGCUUAUGGACCAGCUGACACAACCCCUACCAUCAAAACACACCUGUGUUUCAGAGUCCUGUCUGGGUUGUGCACCUGCAGGACAAUAAAAACCAAAAGACUUCAACAGGUGUCUCAAAUCUCAGCCAGCCGAUGGACUUCCCCACAUUGGGAUAUUUUUGGGAGUCUACCACCCCCACCCUCCUGGGAGCAGGGCGUGGGGCAGCUGUUCACCGUGUCAAGAAGGCGCACAGCCUUAAAUCAGCUGUGCGCUCUGAGCUGGCAGCGUCUGAACACUGGUAGCUCACCCAGAUCCCUGUCUUGGUCCACUAGUCAGGGCGUUCAUUAGUAGACCCCUAGAAUGCUGGUCAGUUCAGUGUUUUUUACCCCAAAUGGUAAAAGUUGGAUAUGGGGAAGGGGAAGCUGAUCCUAGCAGAGGGGAAACGUCUACUCGGAGGGUUGGGUGACUCCCUGUGCACGGCUGAAGCUGGGGCUAAACAGAAAACACUCUACUGGUCCUACAAAGACUGUUUUUUGCUUCAAGAAAACAACAUGGUGACUCCCUGCAUAACACCUUCAAUUGAGUUGCAGACUUCCGCUUUUCUGUAGUAGUACCCACUAACUGUUCAAAAACUAUGACCUGCUGCUCAAUUAGCCCUCUGAAGUAAAUUGUAUCGAAAUGAUUUGAGAUGCAUCAAGAGAGUAAAAAGACAGAAUCUAGUCAGUCUUUAUUCAUCCCCCCCCCCCCCCCCCAAAGUCUUAGCAUCUGCUGAGAGCUUUGGGCGUGUCGUAAGGAGCACCAGUCAAGCAUGGUGAUGCAGCAGAAUGAGCUACAAACCAGCACUUCAAGAAAAACGAACUUCUCAUAUAUUGUAGAGAGACAGAGCUGAGAGGAUUUAUUCGGCUGUUUGGGAGAGCUGCAGUGCUUUGAUGCGCCUCAGUGGGUGCUGCUUUUUCAGUAAGAUCAGCAGCGUGACUGGCACACAUGUAGGAGGGGUUGUGUUUCUGCGGCAGUGAAAUUAAGAGAGAUGGCAGCCCAUUUGAGAUGGCACUCAUCGUAGCCCCUUCACGUAAAUGGCGGCGUAGUCACCGCUGCUGCCUCAUUAUCUGCCUCUUGUCAGAUGCGUGUUUGGUUUAUAGGUGUGAUGUUGGCUAGCUUGCGUAGCCGUUAUAUCUCACUAUGGGGGGGGGGGGACGACAUGAUUUGUUUACAGGUCUCUAGAGCAAACCAGUGUCUAGAAUGACUAUAAAAUUACUAUUUAGACUCUUAUGGGGCUACAUCUUGACACCUGCCUGAAUGCUAGUAACACUAACAUAACAAAUUGUUGAUAAUCCAUUUGUGGUGGUAACCCUGUUCCUAAAAUAUCAUAACCGGGUCUUGAUUCAUGAGGACUCGAAGACCGUCUCAGAACGCUCAAGCGCACACUUGACUGCCCUGGCUUCAGCAUUAGCCUACUUGCUGUUGUGUAUGUGUGGUCAUUGGUUGUGAGGGAGAUAAGGCCCAGUGAGCCGAAUUAUGAAACCUAUGUGAAUGUAACACGUCGUCUCCUCCUGCAGCUCAGUUUGUGUUGAAAGCCUCUCCAGCUGGCUGUCUGACUGCAGCCCUCAAAAUACCCUCCCUCCCCUUCUGUAUGUUAGCUAGCAGGGCUUCCUUGUUGCUAGGGGUUUCCCGAGGGGAGGGCAGCACCAGCCAUUUAGCUGUGUGUGUGUGUGUGAGAGGGGUGUUUCUUACUGCCUUGUGGCUAUAAAUACUUUUUUCCUCUAUCUAUUUGAGCUACACUCGUGGACAGAAUAGUACACAGCACUCUCUGGCAUAUGCUGUUGUGCCAGUGUAAUUGAAUUAAUGCAGUGCUGUUGGGGCCUGUGCCUCUGCAGCUGUAUUUUUGUGUCCCCGCUAAAGAGGUUGUGUCAGGGGAGGAGCUAUUGAGGUAUUUUUUUAUCUUUUCUCAGUUAGUCUAGAAACGUAUAUACAAGAGUCAGUCCAUCAUUAACGCUGAAAUUAUUCAGUUUAUAAGUUAAAUCAGUUUAAAUAAAAUGAUCAUCAAUGGGCUGGCUAUAUCCAAAUUAUUUUCAAUGGCAUCCUUCCUUGUCUCAAUGUUGGACUACUACUGAAGGGCUUUUGGGGGCUGGAAAAGAGCGCAUUAGGCAUCACUUUCCGGCUUAUAUUGAUUUGUCUUCAAUUCAUUCUCAAUUUAAUGAAUAAGGUUCUUAGUGUAGAGAUAUGAAAUUACCAAUGUAUAAGCACCUGUUUCCUGGUAGUUUCACGUAGCCAUCCAAAAUGUUGUAUUAACAACAACAUCUAGAAUGGGCUGCUUGAUUCCAGCGGCUACAUUUUGAUUGGAUGUUAGAUUUCAAGAACCCUCCCCCCACACGCCUGUAGAAAGGCGCUGCGUGUUUGUUUUCUGAUUUAGGUAGGACACAUUUUGCAGAGUUGUAUGCUAGUUUGCAACAUUGCAUAAAAUGGAAGAAAACCUAGAGUAAAAACUGAAUUCUGUUUUGCCAGAGGUGUGCUCUAUACACAAAAUCGAGUCGAUGAAGGCAUUACAACUUCUCUGCUUGAACACUCUACAAAAAAAGGGCGAAGUUAUAAGUGGGAACCUUUUUGGAGCUCCGCCCAAGCAAGGAAUUUGAUUGGUUUGACGUGUUGUGAGACGUCACUGUGUUUCCAACAAUUUUUUGCUACUUUCUACCAUUUGAUUUCACCAAGCUUUCCGUAUAGGCAAGCCUAGUUCUCGAUGAGGCUAUUUGCCAGGUAACAAGUGUGGUGUAAAUUUGACAGGUUCUAGCGUUGUAAAAGAAAAAUGCUUUUGUAUCCAUCUAGCUGGAAGCAAGCAUGAAUAUUAACCAUGAACCAAGCAAAAUUUGACAUUACUUAUCGUUUAAAAUAAUGUUCUACUUCUCUUUAGCUGGAGUUGAAUUGAAGCAUUUAGUUUAUAUCUGUAUUAUUUUAGAAUUAGUGCUGACCUUGUAUUGGCUUUGUUAUCAGCGUUUGGAACUGCAGCGCCCCCUGGCAGUGAGGGAUCUGGGGAAUUUCCGUUAUCUUUAUUGAGCGAUGCCCUGCCCACGUCGAAAGGUGCUGCCAACAUUGUCGAUAACACCCUACAACAGGAAGUUGGGGUGACUGGGAAAUCUAUCUAAUGGCCGCAAACUAAGCUGUCCCAUGUCGUAAAAGUCAGUUCAUUCAUAUAGGCCGGCCACUUAGCCAUGCUAAGCCCAAGGGAAUGCUCACAUAUAGAUGUAAAAGGGCAUCAGUUUUCAGUGUAACGCUGUAUUGGCACUGCACACAUAGCCACCAAAGGGUUAUUGGAGUUCUUGUGACACCCCACUCACUUGUGUUGUGGUACAUCUAGUGGUGGGUCUCGGUUAUGGCAGCAGUUGGUUCCUACUUGUUAAGCCUGUCAUCAUGGUACAACACUGCUGACUAAGACACAACUGCCAUGUCGAGGUGCCCAGAGGAGCGGCUCAGCAAACCCAAACCAUAUCGGGUCAGAGAGAAACUCAGGAUUGCCUGUAACUGUCAAAUAAAGCUGAUGCAAAAGACCUUGAGUCUGUAGAUAUGAAUUGUGCCUCUAAGACUGAUAAAAAAUAGCUUGUUAUUUACAGUGAGACUCUGUAAGUGAUUAAUACUAGUGCAAGGUUGAUCAUAUUAACAAACUGCUGGAAUAUUAUUUAUCAUAUAUGUAGAAUUAUAUGUAUUGUAUGAGCCCCCUUUGAUAGUCCUUGGUUGGAGGCCUUAAAAAUGAUAUGGUGUUUUAAACGCUAAACAGAGAACUGGAUCAAGCAUUGUGCUGCACAGAGCAGCAGCAGGGGAAAGGUUCAUUCUUUGAAGUCCCGCCCCCUCACAGCUCACACUUAGUCUCACUUAAGUCCACCUCAUGCUGUUGUGUCCACGUUACGAUUAAUGGAUAUCAGUCCAGUGAUUAGUGUGUAAAGGAGGCGUCACGUGACCCAGUGAAAGCGCUUAGAGUGGGGGAACCGAAAGGUACGCUGCUACUGGAGCUGAAGGUUGGCCACCAGUAUCAAACGACACUAGGGUAGCUUGGGACAGCUAUGAUAUGGCCAGCGCUCACAAGAAAUCGGGUAAGAAUCCAUCGGGGACGGGUGAAAUCGAUUCUAAAGGCAGCGAAGGACCAUAACACCAGAUGUAAGUGACCGUGGCGAAAGUGUGCUUCCGAAACCCAGUGUGGUGGUGGUAGUAGCUACCCUAGCAAAUGGAGUCUGCUGUGGAAGUUUUGUUCCCCUAUAUGUGAAUAGGUCAGUUUUAACACCACCCUUCUCUCGCUCUCUCUCUCUCUGUCGCUCUCUCUUUCUGUCUCUCUCUGUCGCUCUCUCUUUCUCUGUCGCUCUCUCUGUCUCUCUCUCCUUUUCUAUUUCAGUUGAUGCUGAUGAGAUUAAGAGGCUAGGAAAGCGAUUUAAGAAACUCGACCUAGAUAACUCUGGCUCCUUGAGUGUGGAAGAGUUUAUGUCCUUACCAGAACUCCAACAGAAUCCCCUUGUACAGCGAGUUAUCGAUAUAUUUGACACAGAUGGCAAUGGGGAAGUCGACUUCAAAGGUAAGACUGAUAUGGGGUUAUUCACCUUUUUAAAAUUAUAACUUCAAAAGAGCCUUUGUUGUCUGGUCUCUUUUGUGUAGGCUCUCCUUGUGGAUAAAGACAGGUGCUGUUUCACCUUGAAAUUAAAUCACCAACCAAAUUCUUAAAUGUAUAAGUUUUUUUCCAGGAAGUGUUAGCCUGCAAUAUGAUUUAUGCUGACCUACUUAAAUCAGAAAAUGCCUUAACAGUUGUGAAAGAGUUUGUUGUGCCGUUGGGCAUUUUCCUCGAAAGCACCCGCUGGCUCUUAUACAACUGAGUGAAUGGAAUAAUGAUCCGAUGUGUAUUCAUGUCCUUGUUACUGUCCUUAAUUGUUGGUUGACUCAAAAUGGCUUCACGUUCUUUUACAGAAUUCAUCGAGGGUGUCUCCCAGUUCAGUGUCAAAGGUGAUAAAGAGAUGAAAUUGCGCUGUAAGUAUAAUGCCAACUAAUCUCAACUGCUUUCACUGUAAAGUUUCCUCUGAUUACCCACCUUUGUUGAUACACCAAUGCUGAGCUAAUAAAGCAAAUGUUUAUGAUUUGAUUUCCUGUUAAAAAAUUAUCCACCUUCUCGGAUGUUCAGAAGUUCUUCCUUCAAAAUCCUCAAAAUAUGCAUAUUGGCAGAUCAUUCCAAUGAAGCUGCAAUGAAAACCUCUUCAAAUAGAGGUCUGACACAAUCUUUUGUCUUUCCUUAUCCUAUAGUUGCGUUCAGGAUCUAUGACAUGGACAAGGAUGGUUACAUAUCCAAUGGAGAACUCUUCCAGGUCCUCAAGAUGAUGGUGGGAAACAACUUAAAGGACACCCAGCUUCAGCAGAUUGUCGACAAAACCAUCAUCAAUGCAGACAAAGACGGCGAUGGGAGAAUAUCCUUUGAGGAGUUUUGUGCGGUGAGUCGAAGAAACAAUGUUUUACUCUGUUGUAGGGUUGCACAUUUCCUGAAACUUUCCAUAAAAUGUUUUUAAGUUUUUGAGAAAUCCUAUUUGGAGGAUUUCCGGAACCAGUAGGGAAUAAUCAGGGAAGAAAUCCUCCAAGGAUUUAUUCUAAAAACUCAGAACUUUCUGAAAUGUUGCAAUCAUAUUCCCAUGAUCGCGGUGCAUCACUUCUGUUAAAAUCCAAAGGUGUCUGUUGCAUCCGUGACAGUUUCUUGCCCCUCCUCUGUCUUCCAUUAGGUGGUGGGAGGAUUAGACAUACACAAAAAGAUGGUUGUGGACGUGUGACUGACCUCACGGGCCCCCUCAAAACCCCUUUUCGCUUUCUUCUCCAUUUCUGAGGAUCUGCUCAAGGCGUCAUCCAGCAACGCUCUCUGUGUAUUUUUCAAUGGAAGUAUUUUUCUCUGUGAAGCCACCUUUUUCCAACCUGAGCCUUCUGAAGCCAACCAUUUUUAAGUGUUAUUGAACAUGAAUUCUCUCAAUAACCCGGUGUAGCACUUUAAAAGCCUGAAGGACAGCUUUUUAUCGUUGAGCGAGUAUUUCAGUUUGGUGGAGGAAGGUUAGUGUGUUUCUUUUUCUUUCUUUUUGAGGCAGUUGGGAUUUUUUUAUAUUUAUUUUGGUCUUGGCUUUUUUGGGAGGGAUGUGUAUAGCUAGCUGUGAUGUAACUUGACUUCAACACAACACAAAAAUAGAGCAUGAAGUGCCAAUCAGAACAUAUAAUAAACCGGUUGAAUAUAAUGGUAUAUAUCUUCUAUCAAAAAUUCGGUAUAAUUGCUUAUUUCAACGUGCAUACUGCACGAUUCAAACAAUCCGAUUACAUUUUCAGGGCUAAUGCUUUUCCUUCUUCUACUUUCACUCAAUAUUUUGAACAGCUAAGUUUAAGAUCAUGUAAGACAGCUUUUUUAAUAAGGGGGAUUGUACACUAUAUAUGUUUAUAUUGUCAGGGACAUCUAUCAUCUUGCUUUUGAAGAUGGAGUGGAGUAGAGAAAAUAAUAUUUACAUUUCUGCACAUACAAGCUUACGGUUUACUUCAAGUCUUUUUUGAGUCACUGGUUGGUUAUGCAAAUACUUUUCACCUUAGUCUCUUAUUCCAACAAAAAGCACGUCUUUAUUCUGGAAGUUAUGACAUCACAGGCCAUUAGAAUAUUCUCGUUAAUGUGUUUUGUAUUUAUUGCUUUAACGUCAGCCAUGUUAAGUUACAGAUAUGGAUUGGUUACAGACUAUCAUAUAGAAGUAGAGAUGAGUGCUUUUGGUUUAAAUGUUUGUGAUACGGUAAAUCUAGCUUUUUUUGGGGUUGUAUUUACCAACUUAACUGCAGGCAGAGCUGAGGUAACAUUGAGAGAUGUUAAGUUGGUUAGGCUUAUGAGAGGCGUUGAUUUCAACGUACACAUUUUGUCUUCUUGACAACGUAAUUUGGUUAUAUUUCAUGAACAUCUUUAAUUCGGUUUCUCAAACAU